AUGACCAAGGAAGACAGUGAUAACUCAUCUUCCUCUGACUAUCAUCCUGCCUUUGGAGUGAAUAACAUCAAGAAUGUAAUCCCCAUGAUUCUUGAUCGUGAUAAGGUCCAAUAUUCAAAUUGGGUUGAGCUCUUUGAAUGUCAUGCUCAUGCUUACAAUGUUUUAGAUCAUAUUGACCCAAAAACUUCACGGCCUAUAGGUAUAUCGGAUGAUUUAUGGAAGAAACUUGAUUCGGUUGUUAAAAACUGGAUUUAUGGCACAAUAUCUCGUGAUUUGCUUGAAACGAUUUUGUGCAAGGGAGCCACGGCUCAAGAAAUUUGGGAUAAGCUCAAGGCGAUUUUUCAAGAUAAAAAAACUACUAGGGCGGUAUAUCUUGAAGAUCAAUUCAAUGCUUUACAUGUCUCCAAUUUUAAUGGCAUCUCUUCUUACUGUCGUGAGUUGAAGAACUUGAAGGAUCAAUUGGCCAAUGUUAAUCAAGCGGUGUCGGAGCAAAAGAUGGUGAUUAGGUUGGUCUUGGGUCUCGUAGGUACUGAUUUUGACACUGUUGCUGCCAUUAUCCAAAAAUCAGACCCGCUGUCAUCUUUUGAAACUGCUCGAUCUCAUCUUCUUCUUGAGGAGUCAAGGCGUGCCAAUGAUAAUAGUGCUUUCGCGUCGUCCUUCGUACCCCAAUCAAGCACCUCGAGCUCCACUAGCACCACAACCGUGCCACCACAACAACAGCAGUAG
Messenger RNA from Chenopodium quinoa (quinoa), 726 nucleotides. RefSeq lists its product as uncharacterized. Lineage: Eukaryota; Viridiplantae; Streptophyta; Magnoliopsida; Caryophyllales; Amaranthaceae. The record is from RefSeq and is a predicted model, not a curated record. The coding region runs from base 1 to 726 and encodes 241 amino acids. The transcript has a single exon.